AGGAGGCAGCAGCCCCAUCCAGAUGCCUUCUGCAUCCUGGAAGUGGAACGAAACCAAACUUUCUGUGGUAGACUUUUGGCGGAAUCUAGGAGGAGGCUGAGUUCAUCCUCGCUAGAGACCGACUGACUGCAUGACUGACAGGCCGCAACUGCUGAAAGCCCCGGCCUUUCAUUCUGCGUUUGUUCCUUGCAAGGAACAAGCACCGAGUGGAGCACCGUGGGUGCUGGCUGGGCAGUGUGGCCGGCAGAACAUGCGGAGUCACUGUUGCCAUGAAUUUGGGGAGGCCCAUUGACAUGUAAGUUCACGUCUGAAAUCGACAUCAGUGUGUCGUCGGAGGCUCUUAACUCGCUCUGAACUCUUCUGAAUCCUGAGUCCACGCACGAACGCCUACUAAGCUGAUUUCGACUCCGAAGAGAUGGCUGCAUUACUUGCCAGCAGCCUACCGUGCUCCCUAAAAGUCACUGGAAGAAAUGCCGGAGGUGAUCUGCGACCAGAGAAUGGGAAGAGAACGAGCAAUGACCAAGAGUUUUCUUCUUCGAGGUGGCUGGCUCCAACGAAAGCUUUGCAAUUUCAGAGACCAGGAAACAGGCAGUCAGUGAGAAAGUUUAAGUCGAACUCCAUUUGUGCAGCGAUUGGAAAGGAUGAGCCUGAAGAUACCGAUGGUGAAUCUUCUAGUGAUGUGGACCCUGAGCAGUUUCGAAAGCAAAUGGAGCGAAUGUUGAGCAGCCACGAUGACAGAUUUGAAGGAAAGGAUUUAGCUACUCUGAUCAGACAAAAGUAUGGGAGAUCAUACGAUGUCCAACUUGUUAAAAAGGAAUUUUUGGGACGACAAUUACUCGCCAUGAAUGUCAUGUGGAAGUACCGCGAACAGAGAUCAUUUCCACUUACAGAAGAGGAGUAUCUGUUACAUUUAGAUUAUAUUGCCCAGAACCUAAGGGGAUGGGGUGCCGUUUCAUACGUUCGAGACAGCUUGGAGAAAACCAGAGAGAGACCUCGUAUCGGAAAGGCUGUAAGCAUCUUCAUCGAGGUAGAUGAAACAGGAAACCGUCAAAAUGAGUGGAUCCAAAGAUGAGGCUUCCUCACAUUUGUCAGGGAGCCAUCAUAUUCUUGGUCUUGUAAGAUUAAGCUUCGGUGUGAGCUAACCUUGACUUUAAUCAGUCGAAAUGUCUUAAACCUCGGUAGGUGUGUUGAACGUGGAUAGUUCCAGGUUUUUGUACACUGAGGAUGUCAUUUUAAAGCCUUGUGACUUCGUUAUCUUCAUUACGGUAUAGUGUGAUCGGAACUUGGCAUUGACACACUGUAAAAUAUAGCUUCUGAUCCACCAAUCAGUACGACCUGUUUAAGUGUAGGUCUAUGGGAUAAUGCGUACCAUUCCAAUAGAGAACUGGGUGGUGUAUCUCCUGCCUUCUAUUCCCCGAGAGCAUGAUGCCCAAGGGAGUUUUCAUAAUAUCUGUCUUACGAUUGUUUUUCGUGACUGGCUUCUUACGAAUGACGGUUCUCGGGGAUGGAUGAAGGUUCGGAUUACAUAUGUUCAGAUUCUAGAAGGUGAUCCUCAGCGUUGUAGAUCUGCAACAUAUCUUGCCCUUUUCAUGGUCCGGCUAUGUUUUCAAAUUUGGAUGGAUGAU
Molecule: messenger RNA, 1625 nt
Organism: Marchantia polymorpha subsp. ruderalis
Lineage: Eukaryota; Viridiplantae; Streptophyta; Marchantiopsida; Marchantiales; Marchantiaceae
Source: the annotation of a GenBank genome assembly